AUGUCGAGCGUGAUUAAACGUUCUGAUAAACUGCUGGUAGCGAUUAGAAAAUUACGCAAAAUUAUUUUUGAUAAAUUUACUGCUAGAGAUGCUGAGAUCUGGUUAAAACUUUUAAAUAAGCAAGUUAAAACCUGUAAUAAGUGCAUUAAAGAUAAAAGCUUAUCCAUUGGAGCAAGAAGGAAAUUACAAACAAACAUUGGACAUUUUAAACAUUUUCGUAAAUUAAUUUUAAAUAGACAUGUGGGGUUGGGACCAAAUUCCAAAUUACGUAAUAGGGUUAAAUGGGAAAAUGUUACCUGGAGUUUUGCUAGUAGACUUAGGACUGGUAUUAUAUUAAAUUUACGUCAUAAGGAUUUGGACAAAUUUUUGGAUGAUGCUUACCUAGUUUGUAAACAAAAAAUUAAAGCAUACCUCAAUUCAUUUCAUUUUAUAAAAGUAAAUACUAAUUUUUGUGGGGAAUUUAUCAGAAAGUGUGGGGAUGAAGGAGUGUUGGAUUUUCAUUAUUUUAAUACAAAGAAUGUUUUUAUAGACCAGUUGACUUAG
Psylliodes chrysocephalus is the source of this 543-nucleotide messenger RNA. Lineage: Eukaryota; Metazoa; Arthropoda; Insecta; Coleoptera; Chrysomelidae. The record is from the annotation of a GenBank genome assembly.